AUGUCGGAACAGCGCGACAUCACUUCCGUGUAUGGCCGCCGCGAUAGUGAUCCUGACCCACAACGGAACGCACCCUCGGAGACAGCAAGGCGGACAGAUGGUGGAGUUGAGUACGACCUUCCAACCGAACGCGAACUACAGCUGGUCAGCGUACGAGUAGAGACAGAGCCCAAUAUCUUCAAGCCCAUUGGUCCGGUGAAGGGUCUGAAGGUACCCAUAGCCAACUGCCUGCCGCCAUCUGGACCGUACUACGACGAGUAUACCCUCGGAAGCCAUUUCGGCGAAGCCGUGUUCGACGUGCACGCCAACGGCGAGAUACGCGUGUGCAUUGUUUGUUGGGGGGCCAAACAUGAAGAUACCCACAAGAAGUGUAGGAAGAAGUGUCGAGUUUGCAAGAAGAAUGACCAUCCCGGGCGGACUUGUGGUCAGAUUUACGCGACGGUGGCGUGGUGGAGGGCUCGGGGCUACAAUGUGGUCAAGACAAUGCGCGUGCGUCCCAGCAUCAGGGAGCUGGUAUACCUUGUCGCCGCCGGAGUCGUUCACAGCUUCAAAAAGCUCACAGACCCUGUUGUCCUGAAGGACAAUCAUCCACUCGUGCGAGAGCUUUACCGAACGACAUCGAUGCCGCAAUAUUCGCCGGGCAGAAUCGUCUGGCCCAAGCCGAAAAGGCUUCAGGAGCAGUCAAGGUCAGGCGUUCCCAAGCAGCAUGCCGGUCCGGCUACGGAGGGUAUUGAACCUUCAAAUCCGGUCUCCACCCACAGCGUAGACCCCGCUCGUGACCCCCGCCUGAUGGCUCGACGCGUCGUUUUGGAAGACAACGAAGAGCCGGAAGGUGAAAUCGCUUCCAUCACCGAUCAACCAGUUACACAUGAGUCUGGCGAUGGCGUCGGAGAAGCUAGCACCUCUGUUGAGGAGUUCGCGCAUCAGUCUGAGCUCAUUCGCUCCCUACAAGCCGAAAACAAGCGCCUAGCCGAAGCGCUCGAACAAGCUCGCACUGAGCUGAAUGCGAAAGAUGCUGAGCUGAUUGCGAAAGAUGCUCGGAUUGCGGAAUUGAUUGGUGGCGGCGGUUCUACGGGCGCGAAGCGGCCCAGGACAUGA
This is a messenger RNA of Alternaria metachromatica, 1098 nucleotides long. RefSeq lists its product as uncharacterized. The record is from RefSeq and is a predicted model, not a curated record. The transcript is spliced from 2 exons. Lineage: Eukaryota; Fungi; Ascomycota; Dothideomycetes; Pleosporales; Pleosporaceae. The coding region runs from base 1 to 1098 and encodes 365 amino acids.